This is a messenger RNA of Bombus huntii, 15993 nucleotides long. Its product is annotated as midasin. The coding region runs from base 127 to 15888 and encodes 5253 amino acids. The record is from RefSeq and is a predicted model, not a curated record. The transcript is spliced from 27 exons. Gene Ontology annotation, molecular function: ATP hydrolysis activity; ATP binding. Gene Ontology annotation, cellular component: nucleus; preribosome, large subunit precursor. NCBI's taxonomy places the organism in Eukaryota, Metazoa, Arthropoda, Insecta, Hymenoptera, Apidae. Gene Ontology annotation, biological process: ribosomal large subunit assembly; rRNA processing.
GAAUUGUACGCCUUAAAAAGGAACAUCCGAACAUUGGCCACUGAUCGUAAACACGUGGUUACUUACGCAUUGAUUUCAAUAUUUAUCCGGCAUUGCACGUGUAACUUGAUUUUUAGUUUUUCAAAUAUGUUUUCACAAAGUUUGUCGGUAUUUAUUAAACGAGACGAAAAGUAUGUGCAGAAACUCUCAUUUUUUAGAAUUGACAAAGAACCAAGUGAGGAUGAGCAUAAACAAAUUUUAGACAUUUUAUGUGAAUUCUUAAUGAAUCCAGAAACCACGGAGGAUGUUGCAGAAUGUUUCCCACAAUUAUUGCCAGCAUUAAUUAUGAAAAGCAUUUCAAUGGAUAAAAUUUCCUUUGAUGACGAAGAUUUGAUUCAUAAAUUAAAUUCAGUUAUCUUAGCCAAAUUACUUUCCAAGAAUCGGGAUAUAUUAGUAUUUGUUCUACAUUAUUUUGAUGUAAAUCCAGCUCCAUUUGAAUUUAUAGAAGUUGAUCAUGGUCCUCCUUUAAAAAGACGUAAUAGGCAAAGAGUAAUAUCUGUCACAAAAGUAUCUGAUUAUGAUUUAGUAACUGCUUGUUAUGAUAUUCUAUGUAGUGCACCAAUACACUUUAAAUAUGCGUGGAAUUGGUCUAAAUUUUAUAAAUAUCUGACUCAUGAAGAUAGUGGUGUUAGAUGGGUAGCAAUAAAUUGUAUUUCUAUUGUAUUAGGAAUGUCAGAAUCUUCCUAUCUAUCUCAUGUGAGUGAUUUUGUUUCUAACAAUCAAGAGUACUUUGUUAAAAGUAAAGAAGUUAAUCGAAAUAAUAUAACAUGUGAAGAUACCAAAGAAAUAGAUGGAAUUCCUGGUGUACCUUCUGUAGUUUCCAUUGGAGGAAUUUUACUUCCAAUAUUUGAAAAAUCUGGAAAUAAAAAGGAAUUGAAUCUAGUUCCUGUACCAUCUACAAGACAAAAUUUACGAAAUUUAGCUUUGGCAGUCUCUUCCAAUAAAUGUGUAUGUUUACAAGGUACAGUUGGUUCUGGAAAGACUGCAUUAAUAGAGUUUUUAGCUCAAGCUACUGGUCACGAUGCACAGAAAUUUGCAAAAGUGCAAUUAGGUGAUCAAACAGAUUCUAAAAUGUUAUUAGGAAUGUACAGAUGUACUGAUAUUCCUGGAGAAUUUUUAUGGCAACCAGGAAUAUUGACUGAAGCUGUAUCAUCUGGCAAAUGGCUGCUUUUAGAAGAUAUUGACUGCGCUGCGACAGAUGUUAUUAGCGUUAUUGGACAACUUAUAGAAACUAAAACAUUAUCAGUCCCUGGAUACAGAGACUUGAUAUACGUGAAAAGUGGGUUUCAGUUGUUUGUUACUAGAAGAUUGAGUUCUGGAGGAACACAAAAAUCAUUUCAAAUGCCAAUGCAGAAACAGUGGUCUUGUGUUAACAUAGAAUCUUUAUCAAAGAAAGAACUCGUUACAAUUGUCCAAACCUUAUUUCCAAUAUUGCAUACGGUAGCUGUAAAAAUGGUUGAUGUGUUUUUAUUGUUUUCUGCUGGAAACCAUGAAGAUGACAUUGUGAAUAGUGUAAAGAAUACUAGACAAAUUUCUACCAGGGAUUUGAUUAAGUGGUGCUUUAGAGCUGUAGUUGAUUUUGAUGUAUCCUCACCUGCUUCAGGCCUGAAGAUCUUUCAAGAUGCUUUAGAUGUCUUUUGCUGCUCUGUGCCUAAUUCCGUACAACGUUUAAAUUUGGCAAUAGCUGUGGCACACAAAUUGGGUAUUGUAAAAACAAAAGCAGAAUUUUUUUCUCAAGUACAUAAACCAUCUGUAAAUCUCCACAAAGAAUGUCUUAUUGUUGGUAGAGCAAAGUUAGAGAUAAAAAAAGCUGAUAGAGUUAAAAUAGAGUCUAGAAGUUCCAAUUUUUCUUAUACAAGACCAUCUGUAUGUCUUUUGGAAAGAAUAGCUAGUUGUAUUGUACAGAAAGAGCCAGUUCUUCUAGUUGGAGAAACUGGCACAGGGAAAACAAGUUGUGUACAAUACCUUGCGCAGAUAACAGGCCACAAGUUGGUAGUAAUAAAUAUGAACCAACAGAGUGAAAGUACAGAUUUACUUGGUGGCUACAAACCGGUAGAUCUUAAACUUCUGAUUCUUCCAAUUCGUGAAGAAUUCGAGAUUUUAUUUCGAUCUUAUUUUGCAAUUGAACCAAACUUAAAAUAUUUGAAUCAUAUUGGGCGUUGCUUUGAAGAAAGAAAAUGGAAGAUAUUGAUUACUUUAAUGAUUCAUAGCACUAGUGCUGCUUUGAAAAGACUGAAGAUGUCUACAAAAAAUCACAAUGAGGUAGAAGUUUUAAAGAAAUGGGAGAAACUAGCAGAGAAAUUAGAAAAACUUCAGUCUCAGGUGCAGAGUCAAUUUUCUUUAGCAUUUUCAUUUGUAGAGGGUAGUUUAGUCAAAGCACUGAAAAAUGGAGACUGGGUUUUGUUAGAUGAGAUAAAUUUAGCUACUGCAGAAACAUUAGAAUGUCUUUCUGGUUUAUUAGAAGGAUCUUGCGGAUCUCUUUCUUUGUUAGAGCGUGGAGACAAAGAACCAAUUAAAAGACACAAAGACUUUGCAAUUUUUGCUUGUAUGAAUCCUGCAACAGAUGUUGGGAAAAAAGAUCUUCCCAUGGGUCUGAGGAAUAGAUUUACAGAAUUCUUUGUUGAUGAACUCACAGAAAAAUCAGAUUUACAACUUCUAAUGAGUUCAUAUCUGAAUGACUUAAAUCUGCCACCAGAAAAAAUUGAAAAUAUUGUCAAAUUUUACUUAAGUGUCAGGAAAGAAGCAGAAACCAGUCUUCUUGAUGGAACUGGGCAUAAGCCACAUUACAGUUUGAGAACACUAUGUCGUGCUCUAAGUGUAUCUGCACAGAAUCCUUGUAGAAAUAUAAUGAGAUCCUUAUAUGAAGCAUUUUGUUUAAGUUUUCUAACACAGUUAGAUAGUAAAUCUUACCCAAUAGUACAAAGAAUGAUUGUAAAGGCUAUCUUGGGAGAAAAAGCUGCCAGUGCUGUUAUUGGAACUCCAAUUCCAAGGCCACGUGGUCAUGCUGAGAGUUUUAUAUGUUUUGAGGGCUAUUGGAUCUCUAGAGGUGAUCUUGAGCCACAGAUUCCAGAAAAUUAUAUCCUCACAGAAACAGUGAAGCAAAAUUUGAAAGACUUAGUGCGAGUGGUAUCUAUUGGUAAAAUGCCUGUAUUACUGCAAGGGGAUACUUCAGUAGGAAAGACCAGUUUGAUAACAUACUUAGCGAAGGCUUCUGGACAUACCUGUGUACGAAUUAAUAAUCACGAACACACAGACCUGCAGGAAUACGUUGGUACCUAUGUAGCUGAUUCUUCAGGAAAGUUAGUUUUUAAAGAGGGUAUUCUAGUAGACGCUAUGCGGAGAGGAUAUUGGAUAAUUUUGGACGAGUUAAAUUUAGCACCUAGCGAUGUUUUAGAAGCUUUGAAUAGAGUUCUUGAUGAUAAUAGAGAGUUGUUUAUUCCUGAAACUCAACAAAUUGUAAAAGCACAUGAUAAUUUCAUGCUUUUUGCUACGCAAAAUCCUCCAGGUUUAUAUGGUGGAAGAAAGGUAUUAUCACGUGCAUUUAGAAAUCGAUUUGUCGAGUUACAUUUUGAUGAAAUUCCACCUAAAGAACUCCAAAUAAUUCUACACAAAAGGUGUAAGAUGCCAGAAACAUAUUGCAAGCAAGUAAUCAAUGUAAUGACAGAACUUCAAGUACGAAGAAAGGGUACUGCAACUUUUGCGGGAAAAAGAGGGUUCAUAACCCUUAGAGAUUUGUUUCGCUGGGCUGAAAGAUAUCACCUGGCACCCAAUAUUGUAGGCACUUUAUAUGAUUGGAGUCAACAUUUAGCAGAUGAAGGAUAUUUGGUUCUCUCUUCAAAAGUUCGUCACUCAGAAGAAUGUUUAGAAAUCAUAGAAGUGCUAAAGAAACAUUUAAAAAGAGAUGUUAGUCCAGAUGCUCUAUUUUCACUCUCUGAAAAAACUUCUACUGUGACUAAGCCAAUCUUGGAAUCUCUUUUGUCAAAGAAGAUUCCAGGAUUUGAACAUGUAGUCUGGACAUAUCAAAUGCGCAAAAUGGCAGUACUUCUCUCGAAAGCCUGUGACUUUAAAGAGCCAGUUCUUUUAAUUGGUGAAACAGGAGGUGGAAAAACUACAGUUUGUCAACUAUUGUCUGUAAUUAGACAACAAGAACUUAGUAUUGUCAACUGCCAUAUGCAUACAGAAGCUUCUGAUUUUCUUGGAAGUCUCCGUCCAGUUAGAGAACAUAGAGAAAAUCAGAAAUUGUUCGAAUGGGUUGAUGGUCCUUUAGUGAAAUCCAUGAAAGGUGGAGGCUUCUUUUUAGUAGAUGAAAUCUCUUUGGCAGACGAUAGCGUACUUGAAAGACUGAACUCUCUUCUAGAACCUGAACGUAAACUUUUAAUUGCUGAAAAGCCAUCAACUGAAGAAAAUGCAACGGUUACUGCACAUGAAAAUUUCAUCUUCGUUGGUACAAUGAAUCCUGGUGGUGAUUAUGGCAAAAAAGAACUUUCACCAGCUCUUAGGAAUAGAUUCACGGAAAUUUGGUGCGAAGGUUGUGUUUCAUUGGACGAUCUCAAGUGUAUUAUGGUACACAAUCUACGGAAAGAAUACAAGGAAGCUGUUCCAGCAGCAAUAAUAGGAUUCAUAAAGUGGAUACAAACUACAGAAAUAGGAAAAAAGCUUGUCGUUAGUGUCAGAGAUAUCCUUACAUGGGUGAAUUUUGUUAAUUCUUGUGAAGAUUUAGGAAUAGGAGAUGCUUUUUUCCAUGGUGCAGCUUUAAGCUAUAUCGAUGGGCUUGGAUCUGGUUUAACUGCAGCAGAAAAUUCAAAGAAGUUGAAAAGUUUUAAGGAUUCUGCAUUGAAAUUUAUUAAACAGCAAAUACAGAAUACAUUAAAAUCUGAAUUAAUAUUAAACAAUGAAGAAUUUGAUGUCGACAAUUAUAAGGAUAAAUUUGGAAUACAUCCAUUUUAUAUUAAGAAGGGAAAUGUACAAAUUCCAAGUAAUGUAGGAUUUGCUUUUGCAAGCCCAACAACAAAAAUGAAUACUCUGAAAGUUUUACGUGCUUUGCAAUUAAAGAAACCAAUUCUAUUGGAAGGUAGUCCAGGAGUUGGCAAAACUAGUUUAGUUUCUGCACUUGCCAGAGCAUCUGGACAUCGUCUUCUUAGAUUAAAUUUAAGCGAUCAAACGGAUAUUUCGGAUUUAUUCGGAGCGGAUUUACCAGUGGAGGGAGGGAAGCCUGGUGAAUUCUCAUGGAGGGAUGGUCCUUUCUUAAGAGCUCUAAAAAAUGGGGAUUGGAUUCUUCUGGAUGAAUUGAAUCUUGCAUCCCAAUCAGUUCUCGAAGGAUUAAACGCCUGUCUCGAUCAUCGUGGUGAAGUUUACAUCCCGGAAUUAGGAAUGUCUUUCAUCGUAAAGCCAGGAACUCGAUUAUUUGGUUGUCAAAAUCCUCUUCGUCAAGGUGGAGCUAGAAGGGGGCUUCCAAAGUCAUUCUUGAACCGUUUCACACAAGUUUUUGUGGAUGCUUUGGAACAGAGGGAUCUAAAAUUCAUUUUAAAUGUUCAAUUUCCGGAGCUGCCAGAAGAUUUACUCGAUAAGAUGAUUCAGUUUAAUGAAGAAUUGAGCUCUCAAGUUGGAACUACUUGGGGCCAUUCGGGAUCACCUUGGGAAAUGAAUCUUAGAGAUGUCACUAGAUGGUGUGAAAUAACCAUGGCAGCUUUCAAAAAGAGUUCAAAAAAGAUUUUCAAUCCCGGAAAUGGUGCUCAACUGAUUUACGUUGAUAGAAUGAGGACAAAUGAAGAUAAAAAAAAUGUGAUCGAGAUAUAUAAUAAGAUUUUCUUACAAAAUGAUUGGCCUUUACCAGAUCCAGAGUACGUAGUCCACUUGACGAGAAAGAAGCUCUUUUUGGGAGACGAAAUAUUGGAUCGCAGCGAUUCUGCAGUGUACGAGAAUGAUGAUUUAUUACUCCUGAGGGAGCAGAAAACUGUCCUCAAGGGACUUGCGCAGUGUGUUAACAUGAAUUGGAUGGCCAUUCUCAUCGGUGGAUCUGGAACCGGAAAGACCAGUCUCGUACAUCUUCUUGCAAACCUGGCCGGGCGGAAGCUGAAAUCGAUCGUCGUCAAUUCUGCGAUGGAUACUACGGAAAUUUUAGGCGGCUUCGAACAGACGGAUUACGAUAGACACUUGGAGGAAUUACUGGAACGUGUGCAGACACUCUUGAUCGGCAUCUUAAGAAAGAAAUUGAAGAAGGAGAACUUGAACGAGGUGGUGCGUUACCAUGCUCUCUUGGAAAAUGUUCGACAUUUAUCUACAGGGGAUGAGGAAACAAUGGAAACGACCAUGUCGACGGAGACCAAGCAGUUUCUACGUAAAACGAAAGAAUUAUCGAAGCUGGUGUCAGCGAUGAAAGAGCUCGAGGUUUCCUGCGAACAGGAAUUACACGAGAUCGAGAAAAAGCUGACCGAUCUAUCGAUUGCUGUAGAGAAGGACAAAUGCUUGAACGCUGGUGGAAAAUUCGAGUGGGUUGACAGCGUGUUAGUGAAGUGUCUGCAAAAUGGCACGUGGUUACUGCUCGACCAGGUGAAUCUCUGCAGCCCAGCAAUUUUGGACCGAUUGAAUGGCUUGCUAGAACCAAACGGCGCUCUAACGAUCGGCGAGAAAGGCGUCGAUGAAGGUGGAAAUGUGUUUACCGUGCAAGCUCAUGAGAACUUCAGGUUGUUCCUCGCCAUGGAUCCUCGUCACGGGGAAAUAUCCAGAGCGAUGAGAAACAGAGGCGUAGAAAUCAGCGUGCCGACCCCUCAACACGUUGUUCUAGCCAAUCCCUUAGACGUGAUGUCUUUGUUAAACAAUUGUGGCAUGGGAAACGUGAGGCAUCAAAGGUUGCUGCUAAAAAUUCACCAAAGCCUGUUCGAUAAACAGUACAAGCUAAACGAAAUGUUGCAAGUGGCAUCGUUCACUGUCCAACAAAUGUCGAAAGGAUUUGCUUUCGAGCAGUCGUUGAGAAACUCGUAUCGUGAGCUUUGUGGCACGUUCGACGCAAAGUCGAAGCACGAAGCUUUGAGAAAAGUCGACCAGGUUUUGUCAGAGACUGCUGGAGACGAGGCACCUGGUCUGUGCUGUGAACUAAAUCCAAUGACCUUGAGAAUGUGCGAUCUCAGGAAGAACGCAAGACUGGCGAUGGUCAAGCAACAAGGAUUCCUUUUGAAAUUAACUUUAGAGAAACUCAGCGGCGAUCCGCGGGAAAUUGAUUUCCAAGAUUUUUUCCACCAACCUCCCAUCACAGACACAAUGGGGUUCUUCGAACACAUUUUACUCGAUUUUUACGGACGGUCGUCUCUGGAUGACCUGCAAAUACGACGACUCUGGAGUUGGGAUAUUUUUUCAGAAAGUAAACUCCAUAAGUUGGCAAAGAUAAAUGAGCAUCUUUACGAGCAAGUUGAAAAUAUGGGAUUUUUAUUCAGGAAGAAAUCUGCUCUAGAAAUCCCAUUGAAUCUCGUCGAACCUCCGACGUCCUCCAAUAAUUUGCUUAUCGCGUUGUACUUUCGAUUGAUAACUUUGCAUUGCCAAACGGAGAAACAUUCUGAGAAAUGCGAUUAUGUGAUGUACUUGGGGGAAUAUUCGGCUGCUGUUUGCUCAGGAGAAAUAUCAACUACGUUGAAGAACGAGCCACUAAUAUCGAAAUUCGUAGAAAUUUGUGAACAUUCCGGAAAGAUCAUCGAAACGAUACUUCAGAACGAAAACUUAUCGUUAAACGACAAGGACUACGUAGAAUUGCGAGAUGGUUUGAAAUGGUACGAAAGAUUUCAUGACAUGGGAAAGAUGAAAUUGAUCAAUAAAUUACAAGGAACGUUCUUCGAUCCGCGUGAAAUCUCCUCGUCCCUGAAAGUCCAUUAUAAAUGGCUGAUGAAAUUUAUCAGGAAACUAUUUACGCUGAUCGAUGCAAAAUUAUGUGAUUCAAAAACGCAAAAAGACCUGUCAGACUUUUCGAAGAAAUAUCUAGACUCGUUGAUCGACGUAGAUAAAUUUGGGAAAGUUCGGAAGAAAGUCCGGCAGGUUUUGUGCAUUCCAUCGCCUCAUUUUUCCGAAAGUUCGAUGACUUUCCAUGAAAAAUUACGAUGCGUAUCGAGAAAGCUCGAAAUCACCGAAGAAGAUUUGAUCGAUUCGUUGAAAACGAAAUUAAAAAUCGUCACGAUUGGAUCCUCUGAAAAUCUGGCCUUCAGAAAUAGGUUCGCUGAAAUUUGUGUCGAAAAUUUCCGAAAUAAUCGAGAGAAUGCAAAUAUAAUUAAUGAUAUAGGAGAAAUUGAAGAAAUGACCAAAAAUAUUGUAGAAGUUAAAGAAAUCAACGAGAGUGAUGUUAGAACGAAUCAAAAUUUCGAGGAAGCUAAAAUAUGGCCAAUUUACGAAUUUUUCUUUUUAUUUUUCGCGUAUCGUUUCCAGAGGAAAUUUUGCGACGAAUUUGCGCAAGAUAUUGAAGAGGAAAUACGUCGAAGUUUUGAAAAGAAUUUGAACGAGAGCAAUGAAAUUUCUGAGAAUCUUACGGACUUGGAAGAAUCGAGAAAUUUUGUUGAGACAGCUUGCGGAGGAUUUGGGAGAAUUUACGAGGAAAGCGUGUUUAGAAAAUUCGAGCAAGUUCCAACGAUACCGACGCGUUUGAUCAGUUUGAUGAAGGCUCUGAAUGCUAAUGAGAUGCUAACUAAACGAAGGAUCUCUUUGUUCCCUGAGUUGCUCUGCUCUGUCGAGGAAUUUGCGGAAAGGUCUUUCGCUGUUAAAAAUUCGAAUAUUCUUUUACAUUGGUAUGAUAACGAAGAAGAUAUGACGGAAGACGAUUUUAAUAUUUCACAGACAAACUUCGUCAACAAAUCAGCCCUCUGCAACCUAAUCUUUGAACUAUUUCUAAAUUCAAAAUCUGGAAGCAAAAGGGAAUUAAUCAAUUUUGGAAAUUACAAGAACCAAAAGAAACUUCUGCAAACGAUACAGACGCUGUUAUGGAAAAAUUCUUUGGUUUUAAACUCGGAUGAAUUCAACAUGUCCAACAACGACUCUAUCCUAUUACGAUUUCUCAUAAAUUAUUACCUGUCUGUCAUGGAAAAAGUCAUGGAAGAACAAAAUGAUUUUGAAAAUAGGCCCUUUAAACCAACUUAUACACUAACUUCACUGCAAAAAAUCAAAAAAGAAUUAGAAAAUGGAAACAAUGUCAUUACAACAGGAAUUGGAUGGUUGACCUUAGGCUAUCUACAAAUAUUUCUCUUCGGUGAUCUAGGAUCCAUUGAUCCAGUUCAGAAAAUUGCCUUGAAAUCAAAAUACAUACGAAAAAAUAUUUCUGAACUGGAACAUUUAAUAUGCAUUGAAAAUUUACAAUGUAUUAUCCUUGGAACCUCUAUGUCGAAAGCCCAAAAAGUAUCAAGAAUCAAUCAUUUGAAAAUAUCAUCCAACAAAGCAAAAAACUUUGAAAACUUUCAGGCAGUGAGACCUACGUCAAAGUUCCAAAAUUUGAGAGAAGAGAUAGAGAAUUUUUCUAGCAAUAUAGGUUCGUUUGAAUCGAUAAUGAAACAAAAAUACCAAUUGAUUGACAUUGUUAAACAACUUAAAAAAGGGGAAUUGCAAGAUUCCCAUAGAGAAAAGUUGCAUGAAGCUAUAAUCUGGAAGAAAUCUCUGGAAAGAUUCUCUCAUAGAUUGGAAAAAUAUUUCCUGGUUGGCUUUCCUGACUUUGUUUCCCCAAUGAUGUCUGCAAUUUUCAGUUUACAUCAUGGUAUAUCAAUUUUAAUUCAUGAACUCUCGAACAUGCAAUUUCAAAACGCAAAUAGUGACAUCUGUUAUAACUUGCUGCGUUUUCCUGUAGUUGGCCUGUGUCAAGAGAAUUACAUAAACUUAGUGAAGCUGUGCUCUUCAGAAAAACUAGUGUUCAUUCUAACAAAACAGUCAAAAUCAAAGGCUAUCCAGAGAGACAGGUUUACAAUGGCUAAAAUUGCAUUGAAGGAGCUUGAAAAUUUGUCUCUGGUUAAAAAUAAUAUAGAAUCCCUGUGGGAGGAACUAAAUAAAAUAUUUUUCAAAAUAAGAAUCUUGUGGAAGGAGCAAGAGAAGCAAAGGGAAGAAGAGAUGAAAGAAAAAGAAAGUUUGUUUAAAACAAAGUCUGAGAAAGAAGAAGAGGAGUUGGAUUUUAAAAAUAUGUUCCCAGGCCAUCAACAGGAAUUCCUAGAGCUAGCAGAAAUAAUCCCAGGUUUUCAACAGGACCUUUCAGAACUCCAAAAAUUUCCAGAAAAUAUCUCCACUGAUAAGGAAUCCUUUACUGAAUUGAUAUCUACGAAGGAUGCUAGAAUAAUUCAAGAAAUCCACUGGAAUAUCUUGAAAAGUUUUUCUGAUGAUAGAAAUUUAAAAGCUCUUUCAAUGAAUAUUUCUCCAAGGUCUAAAAAUAAUUUAGGAACUUCUGAAUCUAAUGUAGAACCAAAUUUCAUUGAACCUCUGAUACAAAGAUUUGAAAUGCUAGGAUCCUCUGUGAAAACUUGGUCUGAAAAUUUGUCCUCUCAAUUAGUAUGCUGCUUAAACGUAUUAAUCUCACAAAAAUCCAAUUUUGAUAAUAGAAGUAGUGAUCGAGAAGUCUAUGACUUCUAUAAAGACCCUAAUAUUCCAGAAAUUGAGCAGUGUCAACCACUUUUUGACAGACUUUGUGAAAGAGUCAAUGGAUUUCUAAAAGAAUGGCCUGAAAAUCCCAUUUUAAAUUCGAUCAAACUAAUAAUUGACAGACUUCUCAGUUUCUCCAUCGAUUCUUCCUUAUCUAGAUUUUUGGUUGGAGUGGAAUUAUUGCUAACAAAGAUGAAGCAGUGGGAAGAAAAUGCUCGUUUCGAUGUUAGUUUAGCAGAAUUUAUCGUAUCUUUUGGUGAAAAGAUUCUUUGUUGGCGGAAACUUGAGAUUUCAAGGUGGAGGGACUCGUUGGAUGUACUUGAAGAUGAUUUGAAAACUGGAGCUUCAAAGUGGUGGUUUUUUUUGUUCAAUUUAAUAGAUCAGUACCUUACAGAUGAUACUGAGAAUGUUGUACAGUUAGAAGAAACUGAGAAAUUAGAAGAUGCAACUAAAUCUAAUAAUGUUUCAAAAGAAAAGGUGAUUGAAAGUUUAGAACGUUUCUUGAUAGAAUCGUCCUUGAUUGAGUUUGAAACAAGACUUCAAUUAAUUUACCUUUUUUAUCAACAUAUUAAUCAUCUCCAAGAAACAAAAAAACAGAAAGAAUUAUUAGCUAUUUUCUGGAAUAUUUAUUUAUAUUACAGCCAAUUUCUUAAUGAUGUUCAAAAUAAGAUAAAAGUUUUAAAAGAACCUAUAGCUAAGAAAUUGAAAGAUACCAUCAAGAUUACAAGAUGGAAUGAUAUAAGUUAUUGGUCUGUGAAAAACACUGCUGAAAAAACACGUAGAACAUUACACAAAUUUGUCAGAGAGUUCCAAAAAGGUUUACGACUAAAUGUUGCAUCCUAUUUGACCUUGAAGACAAAAGCAGAGACAGAGGAAACAGGUUCCAGAAGAGAACUCCAACCAUCUGAUUUCUUAAUCAAUUUGGAGUCAAGAAAACUAAAAAAGAUUGAGAAACUAACUCACAAAACUCGUCAGUUCUGUGAAAAUAUUAUUGAAAGAAACAAUUAUUCUCAAAUUCGGAAGGAUAUUGAAACUUUCAUAGGAGAGAGUCUCGAAGAAAGCAAAAGACUGAGAAAUUUGGAAGUUGAUAAAACCUUGACAAAAGGCAAGCAACAAGCUCAGUUAAAAAGCAUGCUUCAACAAAAGAAGUUAGCACUGACAAAUUAUUUCAAAGCAUUAAAUCGACUUGGAAUUUCAUAUAGAAUUGGUAUUUUGACUUGGAAAAAUAGAAAAAAUGAAAUUACAAAUUUCACAUCUAUGCCUCUAGAUCUGCAAGAAAUACAAUGUUUUGAAUUCAAAAACAAAAGUGUAAAUGUAGAUAAAGGAUUACUUGAACAAUGGUCUGAUUGUAACAAGUAUUAUUAUGAAUCUUUAAUUAAAUUGAAUUUCCUUGAUGGUAUAUUAAGUUCUGGAAAAAGUAAACUAGAUAUCCAAAAUGCUGAACGUUGUCGCGGCCUUUCAGUUCACCUUGUAUUGUUAGCUCAUCGCCAAAAAGAAACGAUUGCAAAUUUCUUCAAACGAUUUCUUCCAUUUAGAAUCCAAGUGUCAAACCUUGCAUUAAUGGUAGAAGGCAUGGUAGAAAAGACUUCAAAUGAAAAUGACAUGCAAGAAAAUAUUUCCAAAAUCGUAGAAUUUGAAAAACUUGAUAUUCCCGCACAGAGAAACUUACAGAUCAUCAUAAACAAUUUCCAGGAAUUAUUAGAAGUAUUACAAAUGUCUAUGAAACAAAUUGUAAUUUUCUUGGAGAGUUGUCCAAUGGAAUCUCUCGCAGAGGAAAACCUUCUUGAUCUAAAUGAAACUGCGGUUCCUAUUUUAAAAGAGGCUAAUAUUUCGAAAACUUCAAUUGCGUCUAUGAAACAUAGCUUAAAUUUAAUAAAAAAUAUGGCAAAUAAAUUAAAUUCGUGGAUCACAACUUCAAGAAAGAUUGUGAAAUCAAGUCAAGUCUUCUUGUUUCAUCAAAAGCAUGUUGACUUUCUGCAAACAAGUUAUGAAGAGAUCAAUGAAAUCAAAAGAAAAUUAAUUGAUCUUAGGUGUACUUUUACGCUCGAUCAUCCACUCAGUAAAAAUUUAGAUUUCUUAGUUCAAAAGAUUGAAAAAAGUAUUGAAUUAUUCAAAUCAACAUUUACUUCGGCGAUAAAACAAUCUUUUGAAUCUGAAAAUUUAGAAGAAUAUGAAGCUAAAUUAGAUAAAUUGAUUACACAAAUUCUGCUUGUCAUUCAAAAGAAACUUCAAGAUAGUCAAAAGUCUAUUGAAGAAACAACUGAUCCUGAGAAAGAAUCUACAGAUGAUUUUGAAGAGGAUCUAAUGACAAAAGGAUUAAUAGAACCAUUAAAGAAAAUUGUUCCAGAUUUACGGUUGAACACUAUAUCACAAAUACUUGGAGAAUUAUUACAAAUUAUUUAUGAAUGUGAUGUCAAUUCUGCAAAUAAUUGCAUAAGAUCAUUUCUGCAACAUCUACCUCUUCUAGAACAAUAUACUUUGUUUCUUCACUAUUAUCUUCACGAACAAGUCGCAUCUUUCCGCCUAACUUGCAAAUUCCUCUAUCUUCAAUUAAACGUCUUUCUGGAUUUAGCAACAAAUGGAUUUUGUCAACCAGAAAACAUGGAUGCACCUGAAGAUAAUCAGGAAGAUGAUGGUACAGCCGAGGGAGGAAUGGGAUUGGCUGAAGGCGAAGGUCAAAAAGAUGUUUCAGAGAGGAUUGAAACGGAGGAUCAGUUGGAAGAAACUAGAGGCACAAAUGAAGAAGAAAAGGACAAUGAAAAAAAGGAUACAAAGGAAGAAGAAAAGGGUAUAGAGAUGUCAGAAAAUUUCGAAGGCCACAUGCAAGAUCUUGAACAACGUGAAGAAGAGGAAAAUAAUAAAGAAGACGAUGAUCUCGACAAAGAAAUGGGCGAAACUGAUGAAACUGCGGAGAAACUUGAUGAAGAAAUUUGGAAAGAUGAAGAGGAAGAAGAAGACAAUGAAAAUGAAGAUAAAGAAAAUGAGAAAGAAGAAAGAGGAACUGGUGAAAAGACUGGACAAGAAGAAUUAAGUGCAAAAGACACUGAUGAAAACAAGAAUGAAGAUGGAAAUGCAGAAAAAGAACCUAAUGGUGAAAGGAAAGAAGAACAAAAAAAAGAGAUUAACGAAUUUGAAGAGCCUGAAGUAAACGAGGAUCAGGUUGAUCCUUAUCAUGGAAAAAAUCAACCAGAAAUAGAACCAGAACCUUUCGAACUUCCAGAAGAUAUUAAUUUGGAUGAAGAAAUGAAAGAGGAUAAUCCUGAGGGCGAGGAAGAAGAUCCUUUUGAUAUUGAUCAGAUGAAGGAAUCUAAAAUUCCAGAAGAGAAAGAAGAUGAAGAAUCUGAAAAUAGAAAUGGUUCCGAAGAGGACAAUCAGCAGGAUUCUAGUGAUGGAGAAAAUGAAGAAGAAGAAGAAGAUCCAAAUGCAGAUGCUAAUAAAAAGAGGGAUGAGAAUGUUAUAAAUCCUGAAGAGGAUAAAGGAGAUGAUACAGAAGAACAGAACAUAGAGGAAAAUCAAACAGAGGAAGAUAAGGCACCACCUAGUUUUGACACGGGAAGCAAAGAAGUUGAUGCUUCGCAAGAAAUUGAAUCAAGGAAAGAUGGCUCUAGAGAUGCGGUACAAAGUCAAUCAAAUGAUGAACAAAUGGAAAUAGAUCCUACAGAAAAUAGUACAGAUGAUAAAAAAGAUAAAGGAACCGGUCAAUCACAAACAGAAGAACGUGAAGGACAUUCUGGAUCUAAGCAAGAACAGAAUGUUCCUGCCUCCGGCGAGGAGAAAUCUCCCAAACCUGUUUCAAAACGAAAAAGACCAGGUGAAAGCGAUGAAAAUCGUAGUUUGCUUGAUGAUGAUACCAAAUCUUCAGUAAAGAAAUUAAAAACCACUACAAUGCAGCAAGAUCUAGAUAGUCAAGAAGAAAAAGAGAAAAAUGAAGGUGGUGGUGAGAGUGAAACUUAUGAGCAUAUUAAGAAUACAGAGAAAUUUGAUGAUUACGUUUUUGAUGCUGCAACUGAAGAACAAAUUAAAAAACAAGCGUCGAAUUUAGAAGAAGAUGAAAAGGAUCAGAUGGAAGAUAAAUUGGAAGACGAUGACAUUGAGAUGCAUAGAGAUCUGGAAUCGAAAGAUCAAGAAGAAGAAAUAAAGAAAGAACAGCCUCAGAAAGUAUCAGAAAGGAAGAAAGACAAAUCCACAAAUGUCAAGGGUGAAAAAUCAGAUGAUGUGGAACAAAUUGAAAUAGGAGGUGAAGUUGAAGGUGAAACAGUGGCAACAAGUCGUGUUUUACGAGGAAACGAAUCCACUAUUCACACAAAAUUGCCAGAAUCAGAAUCCUAUGAUCUUUCUACAGAUGAUAUUGUACAAAGAAGGACUGAAAUCGAAAAUAUGUUAGGUCAGUGGUCUCAAGGACCAUCUUCGAUAGAAGCAGCGAAUGCUUGGAGUUCAAUAAGUGCCCUAACAGAAUCAGCUGCUAGGGAAUUAUCAGAAAAAUUGCGAUUGGUAUUAGAACCUACACUAACCUCCCGGUUAAAAGGCGACUAUAGAACUGGCAAGCGUAUAAACAUGAGAAAAGUAAUUCCCUAUAUCGCCAGCGAAUUUCGAAAAGACAAAAUUUGGUUGAGACGCACAAAACCAUCAAAAAGAGAUUAUCAAAUAGUAUUAGCUAUCGAUGAUUCUAGUAGUAUGGCUGAUAAUCAUUCAAAGGAAUUAGCGUUUGAAUCCCUUUCGUUGAUUGGGAAAGCUAUGACAUAUUUGGAGGUUGGCCAACUUGCUGUUAUCAAUUUCGGGGAACGAGUGAAUAUCCUUCAUCCCUUCGGGGAAAACUUUACAGAGGAAAGUGGUGCUAGGUUAAUUCAAGAAAUGAAAUUUGAGCAGAAGAAGACAAUGAUUGGUGAACUGCUUGAUUUUACAAUGGAAAUGUUCACAUCUCAAGACAAUUCUUCUGACAAUGCGAAGUUGGUAACCAUCUUAUCUGAUGGUAGAGGCAUAUUUUCAGAAGGGACAGAAAAAGUAACUGCAGCUGUGAGGAAAGCUAAAUUGUUGAAUAUUUUCCUUGUUUUCAUAAUAGUUGAUAAUCCUUUCAAUAAGGAUUCAAUACUUGAUAUAAGAAUGCCAAUUUUCAAAGAUGGCAAGUUAUUGGGUAUAAGUUCCUACAUGGAUAAUUUCCCAUUCCCAUUUUAUAUUAUUCUUAGAGAUUUGGAUACAUUACCUGUUGUGUUAAGUGAUGCAUUAAGACAAUGGUUUGAGAUUGUAGGCAGGAUUGAUAUAUAAAAGUAAUUUAUGUAAAUAAUUCUACUGUAAUUUUUACGUGUAAUUAAACUACUAUGUACUUUCAUCACACAGUGAUGUUGUAAAUAUAAUAAUUUUUUUACUACA